Messenger RNA from Mizuhopecten yessoensis (Yesso scallop), 2301 nucleotides. RefSeq names its product NXPE family member 3-like. Lineage: Eukaryota; Metazoa; Mollusca; Bivalvia; Pectinida; Pectinidae. The transcript has 5 exons. The record is from RefSeq and is a predicted model, not a curated record. The coding region runs from base 8 to 1606 and encodes 532 amino acids.
ACAGGGUAUGAAGUGUUUCAUCAAAUUAGUUAUAUUCCCAGGAAUAAUAUGUCUGUGUGCAGCAAUGUGGAUUACAGGACUUUACCACAUAGUACCCAUCUUAAGACCAAGCAACGUUAAAUGGAUCGCUACUGUCAACACCGGGGCCAACAGUCCACUGGACAGGUAUCCUUAUUAUUUGAAAAUACGGAAUGUAACAAAUCUACUCCAGACCGCAAACGGAAAAUUUUCCGUUCUGAGCAUCAACAGCAACCGAACUAUUUUCCAUUUAGGAGAGAUGAUAUCCGUAAGAAUCGACUUGUAUAAUGGGUAUGGACAACACCUGUCCUCUGGCGGGGACCUCCUUCGAAUAUGGAUGACGGACACAUCCAGUAAUGCUAAUGUAAAUGGCUACGUCACUGACCUCGGGAAUGGCUCUUACAUAGGUCACGUGUUGGCUGUGUGGAAGGGAAAAGCACUGAUUAAAGUAUCAAUUGCAAAUACAAAGGAACAGGUCGGGUUAGUAGCACAAUAUUUAGAGAAACACGGAUUGCUGAGAAACAUAAAAGCUACCUUUAGGUCAGAUGAUAUGAAGGUAUGGGAGACGACACGGUGUUCUGUUAAACCCGAUGUUCACACAGUGGUGUGUAAUUUUACGAAGGAAAAUCAUGGUCUACAUUGGUACUGCACUCGCCCACGAAAUACGCUACUUACGUGCCAAGAUUGGAGGUCAACGACUGGCACCGAUAUCAACAGUCUCAGUCCUAUUGCCGUCAGAUUAUCAAGAUUCCACAAGAAUAUGCUGUUAAAUAACCAGCCAGUAAUCACUGUGACAGGAGAAGACCAGUGCCUCCAGUCCGAUAUGACUCCAUGCCACAAGCGACCAAAGAGAGACACGUGGCGGGAAACAUCACCUUCUGGUUUCUAUUACCAAGGACGAUGGCGCACACUGCAAUGCUCAAACAAACUUGAUCAUCCCGUAUCUAGGUCAUACGUUAACUGCCUUAGAGGGUGUCAUGUGUUACUGAUCGGGGAUUCCAAUCUCCGUUCAUGGUUUAUACACAUUAACCAUAUGCUUAAUAUGACCAUAACGACAGAAAAAAUAAACAUCAAAUGGUAUACGACAUUAGAAGCUGAAAAUGUUAAGCUUAACGCGUCCCUUGCUUUGGCCGUGCACGCAAAUCCCUUUUAUGGCGGUUACAACGCUCUACCGAAAACUUCGGUACAGUCAGUAGCUUGGCAAUUGGACCAGGUGAACACGACAAGACACAUUGUUGUUGUGAUUCACAUGUAUCUGCAUUUGGCUAGGACAAUUCCAGAUGAGUAUCGUGCACAUGUGAAAGAAGCUAAACGAGGCAUUGACAGACUUUUCAAGCGUGCGCCAAACGCUGCCGUUUUUAUCAAAGGACCUCAUGGAGUAACGACAUCGAGCUUCCAAGCACCUGUGGAUUUUAUCAGAAAGAUUCAGGAGCAAAUACUAUUUGAGGAAUUUAAAAACAUAAUUGAUAAAGUAGUGUUUCUGAAUCAAUGGGACAUGACGGCUGGAAGUGCCAGUAUCCCUAUCCAUACCAAUAAGGAUCAUUUAAACAACAUGGUCGAUCUUUUCCUAUCAUAUUUUUGCCAUUAGGUAUCACUAAUUCUUUAUCCAAAUACCCUGAACAGUGUUUUGGAGAAAGUCACUGCUAGUCGACAGCAUGUACCUUGUUUAUGAAUAGCAAACUGAAGCAAUGAUAUUGAAGGUCGCAGGGCAUCAUGAUAUUAAUGAAUGGAAGACAAAAUGUUCCUGCCAUUCGAAUCCACCUUCAGACAGCUGUGUAGGCCGGAGAAUAGCUAGUUUAUGUUACAGAUUUAACCAAUUGUUUGUAUAAAAUUGCAGACCUGUCCCGUGACAAAUCCCUAAUAAAAAUUAAUAGACACAGAUUUAUUUUUGGAAAAUAUUAAAAAUGUUCACAUUUUAUUUGCAAAUGUAAACCGAGAAAUAUACAUUGAUACAGGUAACAUAAAAACAGUGUUUACAGGAAUAGGAACAGAAUUGUACCGGUUGAAAGUUGGAUUUUCUAUGUUAAAUCAAUUGAACUAGUAGACAUGCUUUUGUAUAGUAUUUCUGCUGUUGUUUUAUCGGAAUAUUCACUUUAGCAAAAAAUGCAAUAAAUGUUCAAGAUAGAAAAGCAUUUGGCCUGCGUAUUUGUCCAUUGUCUGUCUAGCCUGUUUUAAAAUGAGGUGAUAAUUAAACAGUCACUACAGACUCUGGAAGAUCAUUCCAAAUAUGCACUGAGUGUGAACAAAUAUUUCUUCUGUCUCAAGAACUUGAUUGUGGAUACA